UCUGCGUCGCCGUUCGGCGCCUGUCACUCGGCGGUGUGGAGUCGGGGUCUGAGCGCCGCCCCCCGCUGGUUGCAGGGGGUCCCCGAAGUAGCGUCGGGAGCCCGCGGAGGGGGGGGCGGGCAGCACCUCUUCAAGGUGGGAGGUUGACGGGGGUUGCGAGAGCGGGCGGGAAGCUGUGGAGUCGGUCUCAGCGCGCGCGCCUGCGAGCCGUCGGGUCUGAGGUGCAGUCCGGGCGGGCGUCGGGGCCCAAGGAAGGUGUGUUCGCGGGCGAACGCCCGGCGUGAGUUGCAGGAAGCGCGGAAACCCUGGAAAGCGACGUUUCAACCGGACGCGCCGGCUCCGGCGAGCGCCUCUGGCUCCCGGUCAUGGGUACUGCGGUAUACAGGAAAGGAGCUGUAUAGCAGUAACGUGAUAUGGGAUAGCUUCAGAAAAAUAUCUUUGGAAAUAAUAAAGGAGAUAAGUCAUACCCCAGUUGCUGACCUCUUCAGAACUUCAGAAGAAAAGUGAAUUACAUUCACUAGAUGUUCAUUUCCCAGUGACAGAGAAGAGGUGUUGGCAAUGGCUGCUGCUGUGAACUUGGAACUUGACCCCAUUUUUUUGAAAGCACUAAGCUUCUUACACUCAAAGAGUAAAGAUUCUGCUGAAAAACUAAAGGCACUGCUUGAUGAAUCUUUGGCUAGGGGGAUUGAUUCAAGUUAUCGUCCAUCUCAAAAGGAUGUGGAGCCACCCAAAAUUUCCAGCACAAAAGCUGUUUCCAUUAAGCAAGAGCCCAAAACCUUGUCCUCUCUGCCAUCUGGCAGUAAUAAUGGCAAGGUCCUCACAGCUGAAAAGGUGAAGAAGGAAGCUGAAAAGAGACCUGCUGAGAAAAUGAAAUCUGAAAUCACUGAAGCAGCUGAUGUCCCAAAGAAACCAAGAUUAGAGAAACCAGAGACACGGUCCUCUCCCAUUACUGUCCAAACCAGCAAGGACUUAGCAAUGACUGACCUUUCCAGCUUUGAGGAGACCAGUGCUGAUGACUUUGCCAUGGAGAUGGGGUUGGCCUGUGUUGUUUGUAGGCAGAUGACGGUGGCAUCUGGUAACCAAUUGGUGGAGUGUCAGGAGUGCCAUAACCUCUACCACCAGGACUGCCACAAGCCCCAAGUGACGGACAAGGAGGUGAAUGACCCACGCCUCGUGUGGUAUUGUGCCCGCUGCACCAGACAGAUGAAGAGGAUGGCCCAAAAAACUCAGAAACCACCACAGAAGCCAGCCCCCGCAGUCGUUUCCGUAGCUCCAGCUGUCAAAGAUCCGCUGGUUAAGAAACCAGAAACUAAAGUCAAACAAGAGACAACUUUCCAAGCAUUUAAGAGAACAGAAGUCAAGCCAUCCACAGUUAUUUCAGGAAACUCUUCCAGUACUAGUGUUUCCUCUUCAGUAACUAGUGGCCUAACUGGAUGGGCAGCUUUUGCAGCUAAAACUUCCUCUGCUGGUCCAUCAACAGCCAAGCUGAGUUCAGCGACCCAAAACAACAGCGGGAAGCCUGCUACCUCAUCGGCCAGCCAGAAGCCUGUGGGCUUGACCGGCCUGCCAGCCUCAUCCAAGAGCGGCAUAGGAUCCAAACUGGGCUCUAAUAGCAGCACUUCUCCCACUGUACCCCUGAAGCCACCCCCUCCUCUAACUUUGGGCAAGACUGGCCUCAGCCGCUCAGUUAGUUGUGACAGUGUCAGCAAAGUAGGUCUCCCUAGCCCGAGCAGUCUGGCUCCCGGGAGCAGCAGCCAGCUGAGUGGGAACGGUGGCAGCAUGAGCUCAGGCACGGGAGGAAGUACCGCGAGCAAAGCUGCCUCCGAGCCCAGCAGCACCCCCUCAGCCUCCCUGAAAGGGCCCACCUCGCAGGAGUCCCAGCUCAAUGCCAUGAAGCGGCUGCAGAUGGUCAAGAAGAAAGCCGCCCAGAAGAAACUCAAGAAGUGACGCGGCCGGGUCAAUUUUUCUGUUACGUGGCCCUGCAGAUUGAAGUCUCAUAAUUAGGACAUAAACGGUAAUAUAUUAUAACUUAAUAAAAAUCUUCAUAAUGAAAUUUCUACGAGUUCUUAAACCUUAAAAUGCUAAC
Condylura cristata (star-nosed mole) is the source of this 2086-nucleotide messenger RNA. It is a transcript of the gene INTS12, whose product is annotated as integrator complex subunit 12. The transcript is spliced from 8 exons. The record is from RefSeq and is a predicted model, not a curated record. Gene Ontology annotation, biological process: snRNA 3'-end processing. Gene Ontology annotation, cellular component: integrator complex. NCBI's taxonomy places the organism in Eukaryota, Metazoa, Chordata, Mammalia, Eulipotyphla, Talpidae. Bases 559 to 1947 code for a protein of 462 amino acids.